Molecule: messenger RNA, 9019 nt
Organism: Mercenaria mercenaria
Lineage: Eukaryota; Metazoa; Mollusca; Bivalvia; Venerida; Veneridae
Product: centrosomal protein of 72 kDa-like
Exons: 14
Coding region: 70-2022 (650 amino acids)
Molecular function (GO): protein binding
Source: RefSeq, a predicted model, not a curated record
CCUCACACAGUCGGAUUGCCUUUCGUUUUGUCGGCUAGUGCGAAUGGUAGCCGAAUUUGUUUUGAAAACAUGGCGCUGACACUUUCAGAGGACUUGAUACGGAAUAGAGUCGGUUUGCAGCAUGAUAAUUUAGAGGAUGUUAAAUCUCUUGCUCUACCAGGUACCUACCAUGAGAAGGUUGUCAGUCUUGGAACAUCUCUACGCAAGUUUUCCAGACUUAAACAUCUUGAUCUGUCCAGGAACAAUAUAUCCAGUUUGCAGGGUUUGGAACACUUGAAGCUUUUGGAAAAGUUAAAUCUGUACUAUAAUAAUAUUGAAACUUUAGAAGAGUUAAAGCGAUUGAAAUACAACCCUAACUUGAAGGAGCUUGAUCUACGUUUAAACCCAGUGACUCGCACAGAAACAGACUAUAGGCUAUAUCUCAUACACAUGCUGCCUAACCUGCAGAAACUAGAUGAUCGUGGUGUACGAGACAGAGAGCGACAGGGUGCCCUAAUACAUUAUAGUUCUAGUCAAGCUACAGAAAUGACACAUUUCCCCCACCAAGAGGAACCACAGUCCAGGCCCCCUAACCCAAGGGCAGAGCAUGUGAAAACUGUUGGAAGUGGAAGAGUUUUAGAUGAUGAUGAUGUUGAAAUAUUGGAUCUCAUAGCAAGAACUGGAGGAGACUUGAGCAAGGCAAGACCACUUACAGGAUCAAAUGUAAAAGAAGCUUCAGUUGAAGACUAUUCCAUUGUUGGUCUUAAAAAGCUUUCAAGGCAACCAGAAGAUUUACCAGAAACUCGGCCUCACCCAAAGAAAAACAAGGCACCUUCUGAGAUAGACGAGGUAAUGGCUGUAUACAAGAAGAAAUAUCCAAAUAUCCCUGAUGUGCUGUUGUCCCAGGCUCCUGAUGAAGCCCAUCAGCUUCUUACCAAGGAUCCCAACCUCGAGUUUGAUGAUGAAGCAGACGCAUAUUCUAAAUUUAAAAGUCAUGGCUACUUUACCCCGAACCCUGCCACAGGUGAGGAGGGAGAGGAGACAGGCACUAGUUUUGUAAUGGCAGAACGAGACUCUUACCCACCCCCACCUGCCAGGGUGCAGCUAGAGAGAACACGAGGUGCUGACCCUGAUGAGGAUUUAGAUAAUGGCCCAGGUCAUAGACGUUCAUACAGUGUACCAGUGGAUAGACUACAGAAUGAGGGUUAUGAUCAACCAAGAGCAGAAAAAUAUUCCGAUAAUGAGCAGCCCGUUGGAAGGAGAACUGCAGAGGAGCUUCCUGCUAGUACAAAAAAUACAUCAUCAAGGUCUGAGAACCCAGAAUCCAGACUGUUCCUGUUCCAGAUACUUGAUCUCGUUGAUAGAUAUUGGAAUGGAUCAAAGUCUUUACAUAAAAAUAACAAAUUUAAAGGAUUAGCAUAUCGUGCUGUGGACGACUAUUUGCGGACUGAGACUGGAGAUUCUCAGAAGAUUGAAGUACAGCAACUCAAAGAUGAGUUGGCCGAGAUACGUAAAGAAAACAAGAGAUUACGGCGAAAUGAAGACUUGACAAAAUCUAGUCUGGAAGAUAACCUUGCAACAGAGGCACAUUUAAAAGCCUCACUGCAAAAAGCUUUCACUGAUGUGGAGAUGUUGAAAGAUAAGAUACAGUCCUACGCAGCAGAAAACAAAAGGUUACAACAGAAAAUUCAGAAUCAGGACUCCUACAACAGCACACAGAAUGUGAAUCAAACACAGAUAGAUGAUAUACAUACUGAGAAUGACAAGCUCAGGAGAGAACUAGAGAAACAACAGAUCCAGCUGAAACAGUUCAAACAACUACAUGAACUGUCAAGUAUGCUACAGGAGAGUCAUAAGUCACUUGUGCAGACCAAUGAUCAUCUGUUGAAGGAGCUAGAUGAAUCAAGACAGCGGCACCAACAUGAAGUGGAGCAAUUAAACUGGAGCUAUAAUCAGUUAAAAAAAUCAAUGCUGGGUACCAGCACACAUACAUACAAGGGAGAUAAUAAUGCUUCAGCAAUAUUGUACGAUAGUGAUAAUUAGAUAUGAAUUGAAAUAAACUUUAAUUAUUGAAAUUAGAAAGCUGUGCAUGUGACAUCUUGACCUCAGUAAUAACCUAAUAAAACCAUGUUUGUUUUCUCAGAGGUCAGAAGGAGAAAUGGAGUUUCUUUGAAAUGAAUAGUUUCUGAUUAUACCGUUGUAUUGACUGUGAUAAAGUUAAAAAUGAAAUUCAGUCAAGACUUGGCCUUGCUCUUAAAAGGUUUGGCCUGAGAAUCAAUUAUGGCCUGAGUUAAAUACUUUGUAUCAUUCAUUGUUACGGACCCAGUAAACAAAAUUCUGGGGAAUUAUGUCCCAUUGUCAUGAAGAAAUCUGUGAUAUGUAAAUACUAAGAUCUGGGUUUUUUUUAAUAUAUUCAGUCAUGUUAUAAAAAAUCGAUGUUUCUUGCUGUGAUAAGUUUAAGUUAACACUCCUGAACAAAAUCAUACUUCAUGUUCCAGUGAAUUUAACCACAAAGAAUCAAUGUUGUGUCCCCAUUUACACAGACUUUGCUGUUUAUGAAAGUGUAUUCAGUUGUAUUAAGCAGAUUUAUAACAGGAGAGUAAUGAACAAUAUGUGUAUAGUUAAUCAUGUUAUUCAGAAAAGUGUGCAAUUUUUAUUCACAAGCCUAAACAUAUAUACAUUUGUAGUUUGUGUGUUACUCUGAUUCAUAUAGAUUGGUAAUACAUUAUAUCAUUUUUCUUUCCUAAUUAUUUAUUGUUAUUUUCUCAUCUGUACCAUUGAAAAGGUAAGGUAAUACUUUAAGUGACCUGAUGCAGACUUCUUUGUUUUCUACACACAAAGGAAAUACCUUUGAAAUCUUGACCAUGUCCCUUUUGCUGGGGAAUAAAGCAUUUUUAGCAAAUUAAUUUUGUGUAUGCUUGUUAUUUUGUUAUUGGCAAUGUAGAAGAGCUUAUAAAAUUGCAUGAGAAUUUCUAGGAACAGAAUCUCAUUUUUUUUGCUGAAUUCAAAUGCAUGUUAUAUUCUGGUUUUUCGCUUUGGCUGCCAAUUUACAUUAGAAUGGUACAUUUUAUAAGACAUAUGCUGGAAGACUUAAACUCAUCUACAUUGUUUUGGUCAACUUCCUUUUGCUGUGUGAAAAAAAUUCAAUACUGGACAUAAUAAAACUUGAGAAGUUUUCAAUGUAGAUGACAUACUGCGGGGUAUGUCCAGUAGUGUCACAAGCCAGUAUAUUUACAAAAUGCCUGUCAUAUUUUUUGGAACUUUUGCUAAUAUUAGAAGAAAUUGGAUUGCUUUUCUUCCAACUGAAAUUUUUUAUGUUAAACUGGAAAUGUAAAGGUUGUUUCCUUCUACAACACAUUUGUUCAGUUCUGUUGGUGUUUUAGUAUAAAUAUGAUUAAUUGGUUGUUUUUGUUUGGAAGCAUUUGAUAUAGAAAAUGGAGUUACCUUGCUUGUCAUUAGAAACUUCGACUACACACUGAGCAAAAUUUCUAACUACCACCUGGAUUUUUCAUUUCUUGAGAAAAAAUUAAUUUAUACAAUGUAACAUUUAUUAAAAUGUUCCAUGACUGAUGUCAGUAGAAAAUGUCAUCAAAAACAAGUGAGUGGUUCAGUCGGUACACAUCAUUAGAAGGUGGUCAGUCACACAUAAACAAAAUCUUAUGACAUUUUUCACUUUUGAUGUAUUCUAUCAGAGAUUUAUUUAAGGAACAGAAAGACUCAUUACAUAAAAUAAGUUCCAUAUCAGAAAUUUAUAUUUUACCUUUUUAUAAAAUUUUCUAAAUUACACCCCCACCCCUUUACUGUGAAAGUAUUGGGAAAGCUGAGUAUUUCUUUUGAUUUCAUUGUAAUUUCUAGUUUUACAAUUGCAUUUAAUAGACAAUGAUGUUUCAACAACCUGAACCAAAGUACAAGUUUUUAAGUGUCCUAAUUUAGUUAUUGUGCGCACCCCCUCCCCCCUCAUGAGUGGUGGGGGCAUAUAGAUUUGCUCUUGUCCGUCCUUCCGAAAAUGUGUCGCAUCUAGCUCCAAAAUUAUUUGACCUAGAGUCACAGAACUUUACAGGAAUGUUGGUCAGCAUGUGUAGUUGUGCACCUGGGGUUUAGCGUCCGGAUUCAUUCAGUAUUGUAUGAGUUAUGGCCCCUGACUUUGUAAAAAUUGGUCAUUUUAGUGUUGUAUCGCGCCUAGCUUCGAAAGUUUUUGACAUAGAGUCACAAAACUUCACAGGAAUGUUGGUCAGCAUGUGUAGUUGUGCACCUGGGGUUUCGCGUCCAGAUUCAUUCAGUAUUGUAGGAGUUAUGGCCCCUGACUUUGUAAAAAUUGGUCAUUUUAGUGUUGUGUCGCGCCUAGCUUUGAAAGUAUUUGACGUAGAGUCACAGAACUUUACAGGAAUGUUGGUCAGCAUGUGUAGUUGGGCACCUGGGGUUUCGUUUCCAGAUUUAUUCAGUUUUGUAGGAGUUAUGGCCUCUGACUUAGUAAAAUAUUGGUCAUUUUAAUGUUGUGUCGCGCGUAGCUCCAAAAGUAUUCGACCUAGAGUCACCAAAGUUUACAGGAAUGUUGAUCAGCAUGUGCAGUUAUGCACCUGGGGUUUCGCGUCCGGAUUCAUUCAGUAUUGUAGGAGUUAUGGCCCCUGACUUAUUUUGUUUUUUAAGUUUUUUCAUUACACAAGAGCAGACUUCUUGUCCAGACUUACUCAAAAAAAAAAGUUUGUGAAACAUGUAUGUUAAAAUGUACUUGACCUAGAAUCAUAAAACAUUAUAGGAUUGUUUUAUAGCCUGUGAAGUGUCCUCUUUAGGAUUUUACUCAGCUAGGCCAGAAUUAGGGCUAACUAAGUGAAAAAUACACAUAAGGUUCUUAAGUUUGUGUUGCAAACAUCUUAAAAAAUAUUUAACCUGAGUCAUAAAACUAUGUUACAGUGGCAGGAGAGGGGCACCUGUGUCCUAUGGACACACAUCUAGUUUUCAGUUUAUCUUGAUUGUGCAACUAAAGAUUUGCAUGUUUUUUUUGUGAAUAUGGAAGAUGCAUCUAGCUAUUGCAGAAGGUACUAACAUAAUCGCCCAAAGUCGUUAAUAACAAGCAAUUGCCUUACAAAAAUAUUGAAAUAUUUUUGUCUUAAGAAACUAUUAAAAGUUAAACCUACUAAAAAUACUAUGUUUUCUACAAAAGAUAGUUAAAAAUCAGCAACACCACUUCACUUGUUUAGGCGGUAUGCCUUAUGAAAUAUACUGCUCUUGUUCGUAUUUUUGCUUUAAGAUACAUACAUUAUGUAACAUUUAGGUGCACUAAUUCACGAUUUUAUGGAUACAUACAGACAAGAAAUUAUUCGUGGUUGAAGCUAUAACUAUGUAUACGACUUCUGAUAAUCAUGGUUACCUCUUACAUUAUAAGUUAACGUUGGCUUCGAGUUAUAAAAGAAUAUAACCUCGCAAGUUUGCUAGUAAAUUUUAUUGAACGAACAUUUAACUGCUACAAAACAUAUUUAAAUACAUUAACAAAAGGUAAAUUGCAAACAUAAUUGGCUCAUAAAAUCAUAGAUACACUCUUACGAUACCAUAAACAUAUAUAUUUGUUAGAGCAAUUUGAAUAUUUUAUGCGUCCUGCUUGUAAGUUAAGAUACACUACAAAAGUAACGUAAGUAUCAUUAGAUUGAAUGACAUGGGUAUGAGAGAAAAAUACAUUCAAGUUAGAUGUAUUAUGUGGCAAAUAUGAUUGUUAUUUACCAACAUUAUGUGUCUGAUAACACAAAUUUAAGUUCAUUUAAUAAAGCUUUUCUUGGAAACAUUUAUGAAAAUCUACCAUAACUCGUAUUAAACUUGUCAAAUCAUAAAACAUACAACUUUACCAGAAUACUUCUUUACAACAAAUGUUUCUGUUGUGGUUGUACUUUUGUAAUGAAACCGUUGACAUAUAAUCAGCAUAAUCUUAUGCACAAUAUGACAAUAAAGUCUUGGUUUACCAUCUGAUCAGAAAUAUGCUGAUGGUAACGUAUGUAUCCCAACUUAAGUAUAACGAUUCAAUUCAUUUGCAGGCACCAAAUAUCGUUUUCAGUAUUGCCAUCAAAUUAAAGCCGUCCAUUGUAAAUCAAAAGAACAAAUAUUUCUUACGACUGUCAAAUUAAUGAUUCGUAUUUUCAAAGCCGGCUUUGAUAAUCUCGUCCUCUUGUAUAUUUGUAAGGUGGCAGCCCUUAUAGCAAGUGCUUUUGUCGCUGUAUCUAUGAAUCACACAACGUCAAGCUGUAUAUAAUGAUAUGCACGCCAAACAAUGCUUAUUCAAAUAUUAAAAAAAUAAAUGUAACCACAAGUCACCGUGUCUGAAAUAUUUCCAAAAAAUGAAGAACAGAUGAUUUUAUUUAAGUUGAGCACCACUGCAUUCAUGCACCAAGCAUCACCACAAUCCGACAGUUCUACAUAUAAAAUUUCUUUCAGAAUGAACAGUUUUGUUAAGUCUGUAUUUACUGUAAAGACUUUUUCAAAAUCUAUUUACAUUCUUGAAAAAUGAUUUAAAAGUGUAUCAUGCUUGGAACAAAAGUUUAUGCCCUUUUACUGGAAGAUUUUUACCUUAACAGUAAAUAAAGGUAGCUGAUUUAUUUUUACGGCAGAGAUUAGUUUUGAGGUAUCAAUUUUAACAGAAAACGAUAAAAAAAAAGUAAUGUUACGUGGCGUACAUUCUAAGUCAGCAAUACAGACACUAUCAUUUCGGUUAAAAGCCCGAGCUGGAACAACCAAAGCCUAUUCAACAACUAAGAAACAGAAUCUCCAGACUACGAAAGAAACCUGGUACAUUUUCACAAGGAAUGUAUAAUGUCAUCUUGACAGUCUGUUUAUUUGGUUUUUUUUCUUAUUUUCUCUCCUCCCUUCAUUGUUUGUCCAAGGAUUUAGCAGGGAGGUAGUAUUUUCACUGUCUGAUACUCUCCUUUUCAAGGAGCGCACUGCCUUUAGCUUUCUCACGUUCACGAUACUUCUUUUGAACUUCAGCCCAUGUUUACUUGAUGUGCAACCCACCACAAGUCAACAAUGAGUAAUGUAAUUAUUACUGAUAUACGAGUAAUUAUUACUGAUAUACGCACACAUACACCAAUAACGAAUGUAUUGAUACAUACGUUACCGAUCACUGUGCUAUAUUGUGCCACGGGUAUGCUGUUUCCAUUCAUUUUGUUUUUAAUAAAAUGUCAAAUAUGUAUCUUUAUAAUAAAAAUUCAAUGACAUACGACCAGUUUUGUAAACGAAACCUUAUAAUAAGAAAUAAAUAUCAACGCAUGUUUUAUCAUAUUUUAAAAAUAGAAUUUGCAUGACAUGUUUUGAACAAAAAUAGUGUUAAAAACAAAACUUUUCAGCAAAUUUAAACACCGGAGUGUUUUAUCUUGGAACCUUAACUUCAAAAAAAUAAAAGAAGCCUUAUGUUGUAUAAAAUGGAGAGUCAAUAAAAUAUCAAGUAUCUAAGAUACUUACGUUACCAUACGUAACGUGUGUAUCAAUAGUUUGUACAGUGUUUAUGGCGUACUCAGUAUGUAUAACAACACAAAUUAAAUUCAAACAAACAAUAUGACUGUCAUGUAAUCACAAACAGAUUUUACUUUAAGAUAUAUCAAAUUUACUUACUAUUUAUACCGUACGUUAUCAGGGGAGCCCGUUGGACAUUUUCAGAAAAAGACAAUACAUCUUCAAGGACAAAUGUGCGACUUUACAUGUGUGAAAUCUGCGUCUUAUGACGUAGACGAUACAAAGUGAUGACAUUAUCAAUUAAAACAGUGACACUUUCUUGUUUAUGUUAUUUUAAAUUAGGCUGGUCACGUUUGUAUCGAUCACGUUUGUAUCAUUUUGCCAUUUCUAAUGCCACUUGAAUUAAGAAGGACCUCUGCUUCAUAAUAGAUUUAUUGAAAAUGCAUGCACUGUUUUGGCAUGAAAAAACUACACUUAGUUCAACAUGAAUUGCUGUGAUUUUUAAUGUCUUAGAAUAAAGGUAACAUUUGUAUCAUGGAAAGUGGAAUCUUUACAUAAGGAAAAUUUAAGUGAAAAAUAUAUCACUACUUAGUAUAUCUUGUAUCAAAUAUUAUAGCCUGUAGUUGUAAUGAGACUAGAAAUAACCUUAAAAAGCACAUAAAACGCUAUUUUUCAUACGUCAAGCUUAUAUAUUCAUAGUAGAAUAGAUGCAUAACGUAAGUAUCCCAUCAUCGGCGUCAUACCUGUUUUAUUGUUUAGAAAUCGUAAUAACACAAAUAUGCACAUUGUGAAGCAGUUAUUAGUAAUAAGGGAAUAUGUAUUUUUUGCAUUUACUAAAAAAUCCGUCAUUAACUCUAAAAGAGAUCGAGCGUUGUUAAUUUUUGUGUAAAACUUGCACGUGGCGUCAGUAACGUAUGUAUCAUUUUAAACUGUCUUUAGUGAUUUUUUUUAGAUUAUGGAUCAGAUAAAUGUAAUUGAUAUUAGGUAACAAGUAUGAACAUGUAUUUAUUGAAAUUCUAGUAUAUUUAAUUUGCCCCUGAUGCCUAUGUUUAAACGACCACGGUAAGGAACACUCAAUUGUUCGUCAUUAACGACUUUGGGCGAAUAUACUAGGUGCAAGAAUCCCUUAUCUGAGGUGUUGUUAUUGUGAAAUGUUUUCAAGGUUGUGUAAUUUUGUCAGCUGUUCUGACAUUACUACCAAAGUUUUCUGUGUAAGUACAACAUUGCCUUUACAAAUGUAUUAACAUUGGAACUGUGAGAUUACAUGUACAUGUAUUAUUUUGCUAAAAAUAUUUCAGUACUCAGGUGGUCAGUUGAAAACUUUGUUGUGUGAACUAGUUUUUUUUCCCCAAUCUUAGAUCAGGUAUAUAUAUUUUUUCUAUGUUAGUUGGUAUAAAAAUUGUUUGCUUCAUAGAUGUGUUUGAGCAACUGACAGACUGGAAAAAUGUUGCAUAUUAAAAGUAAAAAUGCAAGCAACAUUUUAAGAAUCUUGCCAUUUAUUACUGUUCUGUAGUGUUAAGUAUGUUUUGUGUUCCCUAACUGGAGAUGGCAUUUUAUCCCUAAUCAUAGUUCAUGUUCAGGCAGAAAAUAAAAAAUAAUAUUUUUG